GAUGCGUCUCUUCGUCGGUGACGUCAUGACGUAAAACGAGGUCACGGUGCGCAGCGUCACGUGAAAACAUCUACAGUAAAUAAUCUCAAUGUUUCGUUUUUGUGUCUUUUAUCGGUGAAUAAAACCGGAAACCUGCGUAUUAAUCUGCAGGUAGCUUCACAUUUCCGCCAUGGACGAGGACGGGCUGCCCAUUGUGGGCUCCGGAGUGGAUCUAACCAAGGUUCCCGCCAUACAGCAAAGAAGAACUGUUGCCUAUCUGAAUCAGUUUGUCGUGCACACAGUCCGCUUCCUUAACCGCUUCUCCACAGUGUGUGAAGAGAAACUUUCCAACAUCUCUCUUCGCAUUCAGCAGAUCGAAACCACACUGUGUAUUCUGGAGGCGAAGUUGUCCUCCAUUCCCGGACUGGAGGACGUCACAAUCGAUGGAGUCAGUCAGCAGCAAAGUGCACAGACCAACGGACCCACGCCAGCCAGCCAGAGCCAAGCAGAUGGUCCAGCAGCAGGACUGCUGCCUCCCCCAGAGACUGUUCAGAGUUCACCUGAAUCUGCACCAACGGACAAAACGGAGCCUCCUGCAGAAAACGUCAUGACGGUGGCCAAAGACCCUCGUUACGCUCGAUACCUGAAGAUGGUGCAAGUGGGCGUUCCUGUGAUGGCCAUCAGGAAUAAAAUGGUCCUGGAUGGUUUAGAUCCCAACCUCCUCGACACGCCUGACGCCCCGAUUCCCAACGGAGAGGCGGGAAGCACCGAGGACCAAGACAUGGCUGCCACCAGCUCGGACAGCGAAUCAUCGUUCAGUGACUGAUAUGCCCCCUUCCUCCUCCUCCUCCUCCUCCUCACUGCGAUGCUCCAUCUGUGGCAGGAGGAAGAUCGAAUUGUCUGAAUAUCCAGCGCAAGCGAUUGUAUUUUCAGUGUAAAAAGGAGCUGAAACGUCUCUGUUGUUCCAUGAAGAAACCUUGAUUUUGAUGCCUGAUUUGCAUCUUUGAUUGAUUGUUAUUCCUUUUCAAAGCGAGGGAAUAAUUUUUCCUCUUCCUCAUGGCAGAAAAAAGUCAUGAGAAGAUGACAGCAGCAAGUAGUUUUUCUAGAAAAUCAAAUCCUGUGGAAACACGCCAUUCAGUUUGUGGCUCAUUUUACUCCAGAAUGAUAAAUCUGGAUAUUUGAAUGUGUUCAUUGUCACAAAUCUGCUUGUCGCAUUAGCAUUUGUAUUUAGGAAUAUUUUCACUGCCGAUAUUGAACUGAAUUAUUGUAACAUGUUUAAUUUCGUUUCUAAAAUACUAAAAAACUUCCGAGCAGAAGUACUUGUCAUUUUUCUGUUAAUAAACUUACUUUAUGGAAAAAUGAAAUGUUUUUUUAAAUGAGAAUUCAGUGUUUU
Molecule: messenger RNA, 1372 nt
Organism: Salarias fasciatus (jewelled blenny)
Lineage: Eukaryota; Metazoa; Chordata; Actinopteri; Blenniiformes; Blenniidae
Gene: washc3
Product: WASH complex subunit 3
Exons: 7
Coding region: 170-805 (211 amino acids)
Biological process (GO): actin filament polymerization; exocytosis
Cellular component (GO): WASH complex
Source: RefSeq, a predicted model, not a curated record